Messenger RNA from Sceloporus undulatus (fence lizard), 2990 nucleotides. It is a transcript of the gene SHKBP1, whose product is annotated as SH3KBP1 binding protein 1. The record is from RefSeq and is a predicted model, not a curated record. Gene Ontology annotation, biological process: protein homooligomerization. NCBI's taxonomy places the organism in Eukaryota, Metazoa, Chordata, Lepidosauria, Squamata, Phrynosomatidae. Gene Ontology annotation, molecular function: protein binding.
CCUCGCUAAAAGAGUCCGGAAAACGGAAGUAACGCAGCGCUGUUUGGGAAUGGCGGCGGAGGCAGCGGUGGCCGCCGCGGGAGCCGAACUGAUUCAGCUGAACGUGGGCGGCCGAAGGUUCAGUACGUCCCGCCAGACCCUCACCUGGAUCCCGGAUUCCUUUUUCUCCAGCCUUCUCAGUGGCCGGAUCUCUACCUUGAAGGAUGAAACAGGCGCCAUCUUCAUUGACCGAGAUCCUGAAGUCUUCGCCCCUAUCCUAAACUUUCUCCGGACCAAAGAACUUGACAUCAGGAGGACCAACAUUUCCUUGCUGUUGCAUGAAGCACAGUUCUAUGGGAUCACACCACUAGUACGUCGCCUGCAGCUGCAUGAGGAGCUGGAACGAUCGUCCUGUGGGAGUGUUCUUUUCAAUGGCUACUUGCCCCCACCAGUGUUCCCUGCCAAACGGUGGAACCGCCACAGUGUCACAGGGGCACAAUUGGCUGUCAGGUCAGGGACCCUCGUGGAGCGGGCCCUUGUGCGCCGGAGCAACACUAUGCCCCCCAACCUUGGGAAUGCUGGGCUUCUGGGGCGGCUGCUGGAGGAGAGGAGUUCUGGUCCAGGAGCUGCAAAUGACCCAGGCAUGGUGCGUCUUGUGUGUGGGCACCACAAUUGGAUAGCAGUGGCCUAUGCUCAGUUCCUCGUCUGUUACAGGAUGAAAGAGACCUCUGGUUGGCAGCUGGCAUUCUGCAGUCCCCGGCUGGACUGGGUCAUUGAACGGGUGGCACUGAAUGCACGGGUGCUUGGCGGUUCCUUGGGUGACAGUGACAAGAUGGUGGCUGCUGCUUCCUGCAGCGAGAUCCUCCUGUGGGCUCUCCAGUCUGAUGGAAAUGGCAAUGAGAUUGGUGUGUUCCACUUGGGAGUUCCUGUAGAAGGCCUGUUCUUUGUGGGCAGCCAGCUCAUUGCCACCAGCCACACGGGCAAGAUUGGUGUCUGGAAUGCUGUCACCAAACACUGGCAGACUCAGGAGAUGGUCCCAAUCAACAGCUAUGAUGCUGCUGGUUCCUUCUUGCUCCUGGGAUGCAACAAUGGCUCUAUCUACUAUGUAGAUGUACAGAAGUUUCCACUGCGCAUGAAGGAUAAUGAUCUUCUCGUGACAGAGCUGUACCGUGAUCCCUCUGAAGAUGCCAUCACUGCACUUAGCGUGUAUCUCACACCGAAAUGCAGUGACAGCGGAAAUUGGAUUGAGAUUGCCUAUGGCACCAGCUCAGGGAUGGUGCGGGUGAUUGUCAAACACCCGGAGACUGUGGGGUCAGGGCCCCAGCUCUUCCAGACCUUUGCUGUCCACCGCAGCCCUGUCACCAAGGUGAUGCUUUCAGAAAGGCACCUCAUCUCAGUCUGUGCUGACAACAAUCAUGUCCGUACCUGGACAGUGACCCGGUUCCGUGGGAUGAUUUCCACCCAACCUGGCUCCACCCCACUGGCCUCCUUCAAGAUCUUAGCCCUGGAGUCCAUGGAUGGACAUGGGGGCUGCAGCGCUGGCACAGACAUUGGUCCGUUUGGUGAACGGGAUGACCAGCAAGUGUUCCUCCAGAAGGUGGUGCCAGAUGCUAGCAAGCUGUAUGUACGACUCUCCUCUACAGGGAAGAGGGUCUGUGAAGUGUGCUCCGUGGAUGGCUCUCCCAUCACAGCCUUCAUGGUGCAGGAGUGUGAGGGCUCCAGCCGCAUUGGAUCCCGCCCACGCCGCUACCUCUUCACUGGCCACAGCAAUGGCAGCGUCCAGAUGUGGGACCUCACCACUGCCAUGGAGAUGGUAGACCAAGUGCCAGAUACAGGUGGCCUCUCAGAGGAGGAGCUUCUGCAGGAGCUGAAACAGUGUGACUUGGCACUCACCCACCCCCUCGAGAUGAGCCCAGCUGGAUCUUUCACCCCCACACAUCUUCCCUUGGCUGCCAGUGCCAGCAGCCUUCAAUUCCAAAGUGUUGAUGGAGCUCGGGAGAAACCAGUCAGGGCCUCCCCAGCCCUCUCCUGCCGCUUGAGCCGUGAGCCCCUGACUCAGCCUGACUUGCAGCAACGAGGAAGCCUCGACAGGAGACGUCAGGGUGGGAGCUUCAUCGAACGGUGUCAGGAACUUGCCCGUUGUUCUUCCUCCUCCGCCGAGUUUGCUCAGCCAGAAAGCCUGUGGGGCAACCGCUCUAGGGAACUGGGGACCAGACCCAGACAUGGGCGGCUCAGUGCCAGUCCUGCAGUCCAAAGAACCCCCAACCCAAGCCAGGCCUCCACAGAACCUCCAAGCCUCCCGCUGGCUCCGUCCCGACAGCGACUCAGUGAAACCUCUUUCUGACCCCCUUUGUGCCUGGUGAAGGGGAUGGUGGCACCAGCAGCAGCUGUUUCCAAGGAGGCCUUAUAGAAGGUUCACAUCUUGUUUGUUUACCAAGUGGGAUGAACUUGGGUCUGGGCGCAGAUUUGGGCUGUUUCUGUCUGAACCAGUGCCCUCCAUUAGUGUGGCUUGUGUUCUGUGCUAUACACAAGAGUGCAAGGCUUAGCACAGGGCCAUGGAACAAGUCCAGAAGGGUGGGGGCAAGAAGAUUUGCCCCCUUGCCUUCACCAAAGAUGUGCUCCCUCCUCCUGUCACCUUUCUUUGUUCCAUGAAUCCCAGCCCUCCUCAAGGAACUUCCAAGCUUUUCAGCAUGUUAGUCUCCAAGGGCGCUGGGUGUCCUUCUCCUCUGUGAUGGAGUUUGCACAUGUGCAGGUAGCCAUAAGGAGGCCUGCACCAGCACUCGAAGGUGGUGAGUUGCUAAGAAGUUCUGUCUGGAACAUUCCUGGAAGUUUGCUGCCCCUCUCUUCCUCAUUUCUGAAAAGCCAAAGCUGUUUGCUAUGAGCAAUAAUACUGUGUGGUCUUUGCUGCACUGAAGUAUUGUGUGUUGUUUUUUUACAUAUAUCUAUGUAUAGCUAUAUAUAUUUCAUUUUGUACCAGUCUGAGACUGGUAAUAAUUAAAAGGUGAAAGGUG